This is a messenger RNA of Sorghum bicolor (sorghum), 1723 nucleotides long. Its product is annotated as protein OS-9 homolog. Gene Ontology annotation, cellular component: endoplasmic reticulum lumen. NCBI's taxonomy places the organism in Eukaryota, Viridiplantae, Streptophyta, Magnoliopsida, Poales, Poaceae. The record is from RefSeq and is a predicted model, not a curated record. Gene Ontology annotation, biological process: endoplasmic reticulum unfolded protein response; retrograde protein transport, ER to cytosol. The coding region runs from base 530 to 1414 and encodes 294 amino acids. The transcript has 10 exons.
GACUAUACAACACUCACACAUGAAGACGUAAACUAUGCAUCGAAGACGUAAACUUGGCGGGAGCAAUCAGAGCCAGCAGGGAGACGCCCAGACCAGAGACCACCACCGGCGACACGCUCGAGAAUAGCGGCGGCGCAGGUCCCCCUCCAUCUCCGUCGUGAGUUCUCGCGGCGGAUCUCCUUCCCCCACUCGCGCUCAGGCUCGGUCCCUCAGCGCAGAUCUCCUUUUCCCCCACUCGCGCUCAGGCUCGGUCCCAGGGAUUGGAUCUUCCGCGCGUCGGCGGCUCCCCCUCGGCGGCCUCCAGCGACGGAGGGGCAGUCCCAGGCUCGGCGGCGGCGUCGGCGGCUCCCCCUCCCGCCUCCGUCCUCCGCGCACCGGCCGGCGACCCUGCGUCAUUCUAGGUUCUGCGCACGCCCGCACUGAUCUUCGGACUCUGGGGCUCAAAUUCACCGUGAAUACCCUGACGCUACGAGAAGUUGUCACGGUAGGGAUCUCAAAGGGAGGUGCGAAGACCCAACUGCCGUCUCUGAUGGGCUUCGCCGGCCGGGUAUCCGCGCUGCUCUUCCUCCUGGUCGCUGGUGCUGUAGCAAAUGACCAGGUCUUCACCACUUCAGGUGUGACAUUUGGGCGGAGUUCGCGUGAGCCAAGGUACCGCGUCGAAUUCCAUCCUGUUGAUUCGCCGUUCCAUCCAGAGAAUGGUCAGGAAUCCGUACCAAUGGCUAAUCAUGAGGGGAAACGUUACAAGUGCUUUCUACCAGUUGAAGAAACUAAAACCAUGAAGUCAAUGCUCCCACAAAAUGCAACUAAUGUUAUAGUAGAAAGUGAAAGGAGAAUUAAGCCAAAGGAGCCAGAUGAGUUACUUGAGGUUCUCAAGGAUCAGUGUUUCUACAGGCACGAAGGUUGGUGGUCGUAUGAGUUCUGUUAUCAUGGGAAAAUCAGACAGGUCCAUGUAGACGAUGAAAAGGUUAUCCAAGAAUUUGUUCUAGGUGAAUACGAUGAUGACGCGACUGCUGCAUACCACGAAAAUAGCACCUCUGAGUUAGCUAAUGAUGACAAUCAUGUGAAAGAUAUAUCUAAGAGGUAUCAUGUUCACUUGUAUAAAAAUGGGACUGUAUGUGAUCUCACAGAUAUUCCCCGGGAGACAGAGGUUAGAUUUGUCUGCUCGGAGCCUACUGUACUGAUUAGUUCAAUCAAGGAGAUCUCUUCCUGCAAAUAUGUUGUAACAAUUCAAAGUCCCAUGCUUUGCAAAAACCCGUUGUUCCAGCAAGAGAAACGAACCCUCUCCAUCCACUGCAAUGAGUUGCCUGCUAAAGCAGAAUCCAAUGUGGUGGAUGACUCGCUUCCAAAAGAAGCGCAGAUAUCCAUCAUCCCUGAUCAGGAUGGGCUACAUGAUUUUCCAGCUUAUGCUACUUGAUAUGCCUCCAAUAAUCAUGUCUGAUGUAGAAAAGGCACAGUUUUGGAGGCGCAGUGGCAACUGAGCAACAAAUGUAUUAACUAUUAUCCCAUGGAUCCUACAGCAGAGGCUCCUUGUAAAGUAGGUUGAGACGAUCAUUUUGCAGUGCUAAUUAUAUAGGAUGAUUAUACGAGGGUAGAAAAGUUUCUCAGUAUUAGUAAAGGAAACAAGUUUGAGACAGUAAUAUUUGCUUGAAAUGUCUACAGUCUACAGCAAGAAUAAUGCAGCAUUCUUGAAGUUGCCUUUUAAUACCAAUCAAGACAACUCAAA